Molecule: messenger RNA, 2170 nt
Organism: Amphibalanus amphitrite
Lineage: Eukaryota; Metazoa; Arthropoda; Thecostraca; Balanomorpha; Balanidae
Product: ubiquitin carboxyl-terminal hydrolase 14-like
Exons: 9
Coding region: 528-2072 (514 amino acids)
Biological process (GO): regulation of proteasomal protein catabolic process; protein deubiquitination; proteasome-mediated ubiquitin-dependent protein catabolic process
Molecular function (GO): proteasome binding; cysteine-type deubiquitinase activity; protein binding
Source: RefSeq, a predicted model, not a curated record
CUCUCUCUCUCUCUCUCUCUCUCUCUCUUCUCUCCUUCUCUCUCUCUCUCUCUCUCUAUCUCUCUCUCUCUCUCUCCUCUCUCUCUCUCUCUCUCUCUCUCCUCUCUCUCUCUCUCUCUCUCUCUCUCUCUCUCUCUCUCUCUCUUCUCUCUCUCUCUCUCUCUCUCUCUCUCUCUCUCUCUCUCUCUCUCUCUCUCUCUCUCCAUAGAUGCUGGCUACCAUGUCUUUGUAUUUGUCUUUCUCUCUGUAUCCACUUGUCUGAAUAUUUCUGUCUUAAUCUGCCUCUCUUUCCUUUUGCCUCCCUACUCAAACCUCAAAGGGAUCAAUAUUCAGUUGUGAUAUCUUAGCCUUUUCAGUGGUCGACAUGUCAGGUUUGGGCAGUUUAAACUAAUAUUGUGUUUGAGAAUGCCUGCCAAUGCAUGAUAAUUUUCACAUGCUAACCAGCAUUAUUUUUCAGAGGUACCUGUGUCUCUGAUUCUGAGGAAGUGAUAGCAAGCUUGUUGCUAUACAUUCCACGUCAGAUCAAAAUGCCUAGCUUCACUGUGAAGGUGAAAUGGGGGAAGGAGCUGUUCAAGGACGUGGAGCUGAACACAGACGAGGAGCCGGUGGUGUUCCGCGCUCAGCUGUUCGCGCUAACCGGCGUGCAGCCGGACAGGCAGAAGAUCAUGCUGAAGGGCAUGACGCUCAAACCGGAUUCGUGGGAUAAUGUCAAACUGAAGGAUGGCAUCACACUUCUGAUGAUGGGCAGCAAGGAGGAAGACAUUGCCCAGGUGCCGGCCGAGCGGACUAAGUUUGUCGAGGACAUGACGGACAGUGAGUUGGCCACGGCCCUGGAGAUGCCGGCUGGUCUCACCAACCUGGGAAACACCUGCUAUAUGAACGCCACAGUGCAGUGCCUGAAGUCGGUGCCGGAACUCGCGGAGGGUCUCAAACAGUUCAAGAGUAAUUAUGGCGCCGAGGGCGGUUACGCGCAGGCAGUGACGUCUGCGCUGCGCGACCUCUACUCGAGUAUGGAGAACGUGGCCUCGGUGCCGCCCAUCAUCAUGUUGAACGUGCUACACACGGCGUUUCCGCGGUUUGCCGAGCGCGGCGAGCAGGGCGGCUUCCAGCAGCAGGACGCCAAUGAGUGCUGGACAGAGCUGGUGAGGAUGCUACAGGAGAAGUUGAAACCCCGACAGGAACAGGGACCCGACGGCCAAAUGGUGCCUUCAAAGUACGGCUCGCUGAUCGACCAGUACUUUGGUGGCGUGUUCAGCUCCGAACUCAAGUGCGUCGAAUCUGACGAGGAGCCCGUCACGCGGUCCACGGAGAAGUUCCUCCAGCUCAGCUGUUUCAUAUCGCAGGACGUCAAAUACCUUCACACCGGGCUCAAACUGCGGUUACAGGAGCAGCUGACGAAGCGGUCGGCCCUGCUGGACCGUGACGCAGCGUACAGCAAGACGUCCCGCAUCAGCCGGCUGCCCGCCUACCUCACUGUCCAACUCGUCAGGUUCUUCUACAAGGAGAAGGAGGGUGUAAACGCCAAGAUCCUGAAGGACGUCAAGUUCCCGAUGUUGCUGGACGUGUACGAGCUGUGCUCGGAGGAGCUGCAGCAGAAGCUGCUGCCGAUGCGGACCCACUUCAAGGCCUGGGAGGACCUCAAGGCGGAGGAGGCGCGCGUGCCGGCCAACAAAGCGGCCACGGCGCCGGCGGAUAAAAAGGAGGAGGUGGCCUGCGUGCCCUUCAGCUUCGAGGACGACAUGGGCUCGAACAACAGCGGCUUCUACGAGCUGCAGGCGGUGCUGACCCACCAGGGGCGCAGCAGCAGCUCGGGCCACUACGUGGGCUGGGUCAAACUCGCCACCGGCUGGGUCAAGUUCGACGACGACACCGUCACACCUGUCGAGGAGGCCGACAUCCUUAAACUGUCGGGCGGCGGCGACUGGCACUGUGCUUACGUGCUGCUGUACGGACCCCGGCGACUCCCUGUCGAAGCGCUAGAGAAGGUGAAGGCAGCAGCGGCGGCGGCGGCGACAUCGGCGGCCGCGACAGCAGCGCCCUCUGGGGAUAGCGGGGAGAAAAUGGAGCAGUAGCGCACCCUGGUGGUGCGCAGGUGGCGCCGCCACGCGGCGAGUCGGCAAUACUGGGCCGGCAGUGUCCCAGUCAUCAAUCAAUACAUGGUUCUUAUUUA